AGUCUGUGAGGUUUAAAGAAAAUCUCUUUUUAACUAAUUCUAUGUCUUGGCAGGACAGAGCACUAAGACUGGGAAGAGGGGAAAGUGCUACUUAAGGACUUACCGAGCUGCUGCAUGACACCAGUUUUAAAGCACAUCAUACAAGUGCCUACUUUUGCUCUCAGAGCUCGGUUUAGGUCAGUAAUGGUCUUCAUUUCACAUUCUCUCAGUUGAGUUGUUCUCCCUUUAGACUCACAGCACAUGUGCCUAAUGUCCUGGAAUGUGACCUGUCCUCACCUGCAGCACUGCCUGCACCACCCGGAGCCGUGGAUGCAGCAGCUCCUGCUAGAGUCGUUGUACCCUGCCAGCUCUCCCUUCCUGCUGAUUAGCUGGAAGUGUCUGUUCUUGGCCUCGUUGUCCCUGACACUGAGAUGCUUCCCUGGCUGAUGGCCUGAGACCACUUUUGAUGGUCUUACAAGAUGAUGCCAGCACCUCCUCAGCUCCUCACACACUGCCCAGCACCCGGCACCGAUCAGAGCCACACUGCAACCCAGGGAGAGAGGUGAAUGUCUCAGGAUGCUGGUUUUAAUUAAUCAUACCCUUAAAAAGGUUCUAAAUGAUACAUAAAGAAAAAUAUCAACAAUGAUAGCUUGGCUAUUUUUGAGCUAAUCCCUGCAGAGACAGGUGAGCUACACCCUGCAUGCCAGCCCUGCUAAUCCAACGUUGCUGCCCAACUCUGAGGCCUAAUUUAAGUAAGAUUAAUUUGGUGUUUAAUCUAAUCACUGUUCCUGGAGUCCACAGAACACUAUGGUGAUAACCCAAGAGAUCUUUCCAGGCAGCCACAGCCCAUGCCAGUAAACACCUCCUGCUGCCCAGGUGCCACCACCCAGCAGUCUGCUUUCCAGCCCUGCUUUCCCUUUUGCUUUCAUUCCUGCCCCAGCUCAUUUCCCUGUUGUGUCUCUGUGCUCCAUGGCACCUGCACAUUGGGGCAUUUCUUGGCGCAUUCACAUAUGGACAUUCCAUCAAAACCACCAUACCUGGCAAGGUAGAGGGACCUUCUUUUUUAUGAGCUUCCAUAAAUGAUAAUGACACUCACUUGGGCUGGCAGGUGCAAAGAUCAGCCCUGUCAGGCCUGUAUAUUUCAUCGCAUUUCCUCCUUUUCCCAUAACUCAUCCUAUCUACUCCACGGAGAGAAGCUGCAACCAGUUUGACAGAGUACCAGAAGAUCGUGCUCGUAUCCACACCAGCAUGGGAAACUUCCAGAGCUUCUUCACCACCUGGGCAAGAAGGCUCUGCCCAGGCUGUGCAAGUGAGGAUGCCAAUAAAGCCAACAACCUCACAGUUCACAUGGAGAUGGGAGCAGUGACUGGAGAAGACAGCCAGCCCAGCUCCACAGGUUCCAAGGGUGAUGGCAAUGGAAACAGCAGAUCACAGGCAGCUCAGGGCACAGACCUGAACGGCCGGCGUGGCCCCACGGGUCCCUGUGAGCAGACACCACCCAUCACCUCGGGCACUGACAAAGGAACCCAAGUGACAGUGGAGAUUCACCACGAGGACACCAGCCCCCAGCUCAUCAAGAGACUCUCCUUGGGAAAAGGUUCCCAGAGGCUGAGAGGACAUGACAACAAAGGUGAAACUCUGCUCUGUCAAGCUCUGCUCUGUUUCCAGAAGACUGAGGCCCCACGGCCACCGGGAGCAAAGGACCUCCAUGCAUAUCCAUGGGACAAAUCCUCUUUGAAAUCCAUGCCAGUAGAUCUGCAGCAAUUAAAGAAGCUGGAUGCCUACGCAUUAAAAGUGAACGUCACCAACAGCGUGGAGGAGCUGGUGAAAGCCCUGCUGAAACAAGCCCGGACUGACCUGGAAAAGGUUCGAGCCAUAUGGAUGUGGAUAUGCCAUCACAUAGAAUACGACGUCGUGGGCUACCACAACAAAAGCCAGCUGUCGAGCAAGCCCAGAGACGUGCUUCAGAUGGGCAAGAGCAUUUGUGAGGGCUAUGCCGAGCUCUUUGAACAUAUGUGCAGUCUCGCAGGGAUUCAGUGCAAGAAGCUCUCGGGACAUGCCAAGGGACACGGGUACAAGACAGGGCAGACCUUCACAGGGGACUCUGACCAUGCCUGGAACGCUGUGUACCUCGAGGGAAGGUGGCAUUUACUGGACAGCACCUGGGGGAGCGGCUCUGUGGAUGAUUCCUUCACCAAGUUCACCUACAGGUACAAUGAGUUUUACUUUCUGACUCACCCAGCCCUGUUCAUUAACAAUCACUUCCCAGAUAACAGUAACUGGCAGCUUCUUAAGCCCACGCUGACGCUGAAGGAGUUUGAGAACAACAUGCUGCACAACAGCAACUUCUACACGCUGGGGCUGCUGGCUGCACACCCAGAGACUCCCAUCAUCCAGACAGUAAAUGGAAAAGCCUCUGUAUCCGUGGACUGCCGCUCCGGCACGUUAUUUAUGUUCAAGCUGAAGGGAACAGACGAACACGGUUUGAUGACUUUGAAAAGACACGGAAUGCAGCUGGAUAUCUACCCACAGAAGACAGGGAGCCACAAGCUGGAGAUCUUUGCCAAGCCCUCCAAGGCCGAGGCUUCGGAUGACGUCUACAAGUGCGUGCUGGAGUACGUGGUGGAGUGCGAGUCCGUGGACAAGGCCAUGCGCUUCCCCAAGGAGCUGCACCAGCCCGUGGGGCCCAGCUGGUUCUCCGAGCGCCAGGGCUUCCUGCGGCCCUCGCACGGCGAGCCCGUCCUGCACACCAACGACGGGCGCUGCUCCCUCACCUUCACCCUGAGCAAGGACAUCAGCGUCCUGACCUCGCUGCACAGCGACGGCAGCGGCAGCCUCGCGGAGGACAUGGGCAGGCGGCACGUGCUGCAGGUCCACCGCAGGAACCAGGUGGAGCUGAAGGUCCAGCUCCCGCACGCGGGGAGCUUCGUUCUCAAAAUCUACUCCAAGAAGAAGUCGGACCCGGGUAAUUACGAUUACAUCUUCAACUACCUCAUCAGGUGCCUGAACACGGAGGUGAAGUGGCCAGCCUUCCCCCAGAGCUACAGCAAGUGGCUGCAAGACUACGAGAUCCUGGAGCCGCUCUCGGGCCUGCUGCCGGCCAACCGCAACGUGCACUUCAAACUCAAAAUGCACGGCGUUGCCAAGGUGCUGGUCCAGGCUGAGAACACCUACCCCCUCACCCAGAACAAGGGCUGCUGGGAGGGAACCUGCAACACCUCGGGGUGCAGAGAGGUGUUUGUGAUGGUGCACGAGAACGCCAACCACAGCUUCUACUCGCACGUCCUCAAAUACGAAGUUGAGGCCCAGUAACACCCACUCCUUGUUCUUUCACUCACCUGCAUGAACCAACCUCCCCAACACGCCCCAAACCAGCAGUUUUAGGAGAUUGCUCAUUCUCUCAACCAAAUCUGUUAUUUCAACAAAUGCAGGACAACACUUGCAGGCUUUUGUGAGACUGCAGGCUCAAAGAUGGUCAAGGAAGCAGAAAAUCCUGUUAAAAAAUGGAGCAGCAGUGGAAGACAUGAGAUAAAACCAUCACCUACAGUUCAGUAACACUGUCCAGACAAAUAUUUAGAAGAAAACAACUGACUUGUUUUCUUUCAAACACAGAAUGUCUCUGCAGGGCAUUCUGUGCCAGCAGGGAUUCCUGGUUUCCAAGUUAUGGACCAUAAGAAAAGUCUUACAAGUGCUACUCCAAGAAUUCACCUGGUUGUGGGGCAGGAUGAAGAAAGUGUACCCUGGUUUUGAGCAGCCACAUUGGACAUGAGGAACUUCAGGAUAUUUAAACCAACUUUCAUUACAACUGUAGUCAAGUUGCAAAAUGCAUCCGAGGAGAGAGAAGAGUUAGGAAGAAAAUACAACAUGAAGUUUCCUUGUGCACUUCACUGUCUUACAGAUUUCAAUAAUACUGGAAAUUUUUUUUACACUGACUCUUAAAUACAAUAAACAAAAUAAUUUUUACCUUUUUGUAUUAGAGUAUUGUAGAAACUUUUUCUGCUGUAAUUCUAUCUGAAGCAUAUGGGUGCUUCCAUAAGGAAAACUACAGUAAAAAUGAGAAUAAAGCUCUCAGAAAUCACUCCUUCCUCCAACCUGUCUAUGCAAUAUUGCAGCUAUAAACUGACGGGGUUACGUGGGACAGCAGGCUGAGUGACAUUAUUAUCAUGUAACAAACCAUUUGGUGCUGUACUCUUGGAAAAUGCCUACAUGCACAAGGCAAAGAGGGGCUUCUACUGAAUCCCACCACUACUGCACAUCCUGAGAUGGAUUUUCCUAACUGAUUCAGAUGCCUGUGAGCGUUAGCAUGACCCAAGAGGUAUUAUGUUUGAGCUUGAAUUGAAAAUAAAUCUGUUAUGGUUUUGCA
This is a messenger RNA of Passer domesticus (house sparrow), 4342 nucleotides long. It is a transcript of the gene KY, whose product is annotated as kyphoscoliosis peptidase. The record is from RefSeq and is a predicted model, not a curated record. Gene Ontology annotation, cellular component: cytoplasm. Gene Ontology annotation, biological process: neuromuscular junction development; muscle organ development. Lineage: Eukaryota; Metazoa; Chordata; Aves; Passeriformes; Passeridae. The transcript has 14 exons. The coding region runs from base 1228 to 3291 and encodes 687 amino acids.